Messenger RNA from Ipomoea nil (Japanese morning glory), 1180 nucleotides. Its product is annotated as diacylglycerol O-acyltransferase 2-like. The record is from RefSeq and is a predicted model, not a curated record. Bases 33 to 1094 code for a protein of 353 amino acids. Gene Ontology annotation, molecular function: diacylglycerol O-acyltransferase activity. NCBI's taxonomy places the organism in Eukaryota, Viridiplantae, Streptophyta, Magnoliopsida, Solanales, Convolvulaceae. The transcript has 8 exons. Gene Ontology annotation, biological process: triglyceride biosynthetic process. Gene Ontology annotation, cellular component: endoplasmic reticulum membrane.
AGUGUCUGCCGUGAGUUUUACUAGUUACAUUUAUGUAUACGGAGGAGAGAGGCGGCAAUGAGCAGCAGCGGUCGCCGCCGAACGAGGCUGCGGCACCGGCGGAGUUCACGGGAACAUGCGGCAGUACUGGCAACUCGCUUCAGACGACGUUGGUUAUGUUGGCGUGGCUUGGCGUUCCUCCCUCUAUCGUUGUCAUCGUCUUCGCCUCAUUCAUCUUCCUUUCCUUCAUCAACGCCAUCAUGGUAAUUGGAUUGUUGUUCCUAUUGAUUUGCAUUCCGAUUGAUCAAAACAGUAAAUGGGGCAUUAGAAUAGCCAGGUGUAUUUGUAUGCAAGCUUCCGGUUACUUCCCGAUGCAUUUGUACGUGGAGGACAUCAGAGCCUUUGAUCCUAAUCGCGCAUAUAUUUUUGGCUAUGAACCACAUUCAGUUUGGCCAGUUGGAAUUGUUAUGCUUUGUGCCCUUACUGGUUUUAUGCCUCUACCCAAAAUCAAAGGUCUCUGUAGCACUGCUGUGUUUAAUACAACAGUGAUGAGGCAUAUAUGGACUUGGUUGGGAAUGUCAGCUGCAACAAAGCAAAACUUCAAGUCCCUGCUCUCAUCUGGGUAUAGCUACAUCAUUGUGCCAGGUGGAACUCAGGAAACAUUUUAUAUGGACCAUGGUUGUGAGACUCUGUUCCUGAAAUCAAGAAAAGGAUUUGUACGGAUUUCUAUGGAGAUGGGCACUCCUCUGGUUCCAGUUUUCUGCUUUGGCCAGUCCAAUGUGUACAAGUGGUGGAAACCUAGCAGCAAACUUUACUUGAAAUUUUGUCGAGCUAUUAAGUUCACACCAACUCUCUUCUGGGGUUACAUGGGGUCUUUUAUGCCGUUUCAACAUCCAAUUCAUGUUGUGGUUGGUAGACCAAUAGAAGUAGAGAAGAACACACAACCCACUGCAGAAGAGGUAAGCAUCAUCAUCCUCGAACCACAUAAUUAUCAUGAAAUUUUUCUGUUUUUUUUUUUUUUUUUAAUUUUUUUAAUUUUUUUUUUUUUAAUUUUCCUAAUUGAAUUUACACUUGAAUUGAAUGGUAGCUUGCGACACUACACAGUCAGUUUAUAGAAGCCUUGGUAGAACUCUUUGAAAAGCACAAAAUGAGGCUUGGUUAUACUGAUCUCAAGUUGAAAAUUCUUUAAGGCAUCCCCUUA